UCGUUAAAGGAAUCCGGUAUGUUUGAAGAAAUCGCAAAUCACUUUUCCAAUAUUAGCGUGAUAAAUUCUGAAAAUAAUACGUGCAGGAAAAUUCCAUUUUCUGACGAUUGGCGCACUGCGUUUGACACAGCGACUUCUAUUGGAGUAACAUUAGCCUUAAUAAGUCUGGCCGGAAAUAUAUCAACUAUAGUCCAAAUCCGGAUGAAUAAACUAUUACACUCACCCACCUAUACAGCCAUUUUGUGUUUGGCGAUAUCCGACAGUAUCGCUGUGGUUUUCAGAUUUAUAAAAUUCCGUGCUAAUUAUCUCUACGCACUCAUCUUUAUGUGUAUAGAUGAAAACACCAAAGUGUACGACGCCUUUGCUGGGGUGUUUGCAUUUGCGACAUUAAAUGCCUCUUACUUCCAUUUAGUGAUGCUUAAAGCUUUGCGUUACUACAUCGUUGCUCACCCUCUUAAAAGCCACAGUGUUUUGACUUCCAAGAGAAUUGUCGGAUGUUCUAUAAUUUGUUGGACCACUAGCGCCGUUAUUGGAGCAAUCUACGGACUAAAAGCCGCCAUGAGUGUCGGGAUGCUCUGGAAAGGCAUGUCCAGUAGGACGUCCAUAAGUAUAGAAUUUGCUUGUGUGUUUUAUUUUCUUGCUAUUACUUUGAUUCCUUUUUUGACUUUACAUGUGAUGAAAAUUCGGAAAAUGCACACAUACAUGACCGUGCGACAUCGUCAGGAAAGAAUGAUGCACACGAUGAUGGUCGCCAUUUGUGUUACGACAGUCGCCUGUCUGAUUGUCGUUCUCGCCUUCUGUUUUCACUUCUUUAUUGACGGAAAUGAGCCAUUUUACCUCUCCAAUGUCGCUCAGAUUUUGUUUUUUGUUAAUCACGCAUCUCAUCCCAUCUUCUAUUUCUUAUUUUCUGAAGUGUCAAGAAACAGUUGUUGUCGUAAAAGAGGAAGUUCGCCGUUUUACAGCACUACAAACAGUCGUUUACGCAAGACGCGACUUCGAACAUUCCACAAGGAAGAGUCUGUGUUGAAUGAAAAGAUUUAAAACAAUUUUUAUCACUGAUUGAUUAAAAUUAAUUUAUAUGAAAGUUAAU
Molecule: messenger RNA, 1090 nt
Organism: Saccostrea echinata
Lineage: Eukaryota; Metazoa; Mollusca; Bivalvia; Ostreida; Ostreidae
Product: melanocyte-stimulating hormone receptor-like
Exons: 1
Coding region: 19-1041 (340 amino acids)
Biological process (GO): G protein-coupled receptor signaling pathway
Cellular component (GO): membrane
Molecular function (GO): G protein-coupled receptor activity
Source: RefSeq, a predicted model, not a curated record